Messenger RNA from Ophidiomyces ophidiicola, 1695 nucleotides. RefSeq lists its product as uncharacterized. The record is from RefSeq and is a predicted model, not a curated record. The transcript is spliced from 6 exons. NCBI's taxonomy places the organism in Eukaryota, Fungi, Ascomycota, Eurotiomycetes, Onygenales, Onygenaceae. Gene Ontology annotation, molecular function: protein binding. The coding region runs from base 1 to 1695 and encodes 564 amino acids.
AUGUUACCCCGGAACAGCCCUCCUAUGCCCUCUGAUGUGCGUGCUCUCCAAAAACUUGGAGAGUCACAUUAUCGCAUGAAGAACUAUCGGAAAGCAAUCGAAACGUUUUCGAAGGCUAUCGAUAUUGGACGAGGAGAUGCCCUAACUUUACUUGAUAGCAGAGCUGCCGCACACUGUGCUAUUGGUAGUCUAACGCACGGCCUCCGGGAUGGAAGGCAAAUGAUCGAUACUGACAAAUAUGACGCUCGGGGAUACCUUCGCACUGCGAAAGUUCUCCAAUUGAUGAAACGCUUUGAUGACGCCAUCAGGCUCUACAAACGCGCCCUCCUUGUGCUGGACUGCAAUGCUCCCAGGCGUGCGCAAAUCGAGGUCUUAUUGUUGAAGUUAGAAACGGCAAUGACGCCCCCUAAGCGAAUAGACCCUUUUGUUGCGCUGCCUGCCGAAUUGGUGUCACUUAUACUAGAUCAUCUCGAUUUACGCUCGACCCUGAAGGCAACCUGUGUCUGCAAACGUUGGCGAAGCCUCAGCAAUGACCUGUCCAAACAAUGGCGAUGCCUGGAUCUACGUAUUGCAAGGAAACGACCCAGUCUUUCUACAAUACGAGCAUUCAUUAUGAAAACAAACGGGGGCUUGAAGGAAGCGUUUCUAUACCGUUUAAAACCGGACCUCGUGCCAAACGUUCUCGAACUUUUAUCUCGCUGCAAUACGCUAACUUCUCUCGAAAUCGGGCUGCCUAACGCGGUUAAAGGGGAUAUUCUACGUCUACCACAACUCCGAACCUUGACGCUCAUGAAAGCUAGCACUAUUUCAACAGAGACAUUUCUAUGUAUCUUGUCAUCUUGUCCUUACCUCGAGAGAGUAACGACAUGGAUCUAUCCAGGUCCGUGGACCUAUAAUACUCCACCCGUGUUCCCAAAUUUGAAGUCUUUAUCUCUGGCUUCGGUUUAUUUGCCCAAUGUCACUACAGCAUGCAUUUCUACAUGGCCUCUAUUUCGCAACGGGGACAUCAACUUUAUAUUGCCGAAUCUGGAAGAACUCCGGUUAUUUCCUAUUGGGUCAAUAGACCCUGUUCGCAUGCCAGAUCAUCCUCGCUUAAAACUAUUUCAAUAUAGUAAUGCCCGCCUGGCUGAAUUGCCAGAUCUGCCAAAAACACUCGAAUAUUUAUAUGUCGAUCAAACCAUAGUUUAUCGCGGUUCUCAGGGUGAUUCAUUCGGUCAGGUGACUGAUCUUAAAUCUGCAGAGUUUUCUCAAUUUAGUGGCUUUACACCAAAAAUCCUCAAGGAUAUACUGUCCAACAACAAGUCGUUAACGCAGUUGUCCAUUCGAUGGUGCUCUGGGAUUUUAUUUGAGGAUCUAGAUUGUCUUAUGCGCGAGGGCCUUUUUGAAUCUAUCACUCAUCUUGACAUUGCUGGCAUAACAAAUGUCAACGACGCCAUUGCGCCUCUGAUUCUUGAAAAUAUGCCCAAACUAGAAGUGCUUGAUCUUUCGCACACAAAAAUUACAGGCCUUACAGUCAAGCAAUUCUGUGACUCAGAAACGCCGAAGCUGAAAAAACUAUCUACAGAUCAUAUUGGCUUGGAUGUGGUUGAAUACGCAUCUAGUCGGGAUAUUCAAUAUGUGACUAGGAUUAGCUCCAAGGAGUGCGACGUGCGGUGGACUCAUAGAAGUCCCAACGGCUCUAUCAUAUUUGUAUGA